AUGUUCGAGAAAUCGUUGGUAGACCUCAUCCGGGGUCUUCGUGGCCACAAGGGCAAUGAGGCAGAGUACAUCCAGGGUGCUCUCAAAGAGUGCCGGACCGAAAUCCGGUCACAGGACCUCGACGUCAAAGCAACGGCGCUUUUGAAACUCAUCUACCUGGAAAUGUUUGGAUACGAUAUGACAUGGGCGGCGUUCAAUGUUUUGGAGGUCAUGGCCUCUCCCAAAGUCAUGCAGAAACGCGUCGGCUACCUAGCCGCAGUCCAAAGCUUCCGACCCGACACAGAGGUUUUGAUGCUGGCCGAAAACCUGCUGAAGAAGGAUCUCACCUCUCCGUCGAUACCUAUUCUUACUCUCCCGAUCAUUACUCUGCCACAUAUUGUCACUUCUUCGUUGGCACUGUCCAUCCUGACAGAUCUCCUACCACGGCUGUCCCAUUCCCAACCCGCCGUACGAAAGAAGACCAUCGUCGCCCUGUACAGGCUUGCUCUAGUGUAUCCGGAGACUCUGAGAGUGGCCUGGCCGAAGAUCAAGGAACGCCUUCUGGACGAAGACGAAGACAGUAGCGUUACUGCCGCUACCGUCAACGUCGUGUGCGAACUGGGCUGGCGGAGACCGCAAGACUUCUUGCCUUUGGCCCCCAGGCUGUUUGAUCUCCUGCUAGCCCAGAAGAACAACUGGAUGGGCAUCAAAAUCAUCAAACUAUUCGCGGUCCUGACUCCUCUGGAACCAAGACUGGUCAAGAAACUGGUGCGACCGCUGACGAAAUUGAUUCAAGAAACCACGGCCAUGUCUCUACUCUACGAGUGUAUCAGCGGAAUCAUCCAAGGAGGAAUCCUGGAUAUGGCCGAUAGUGGGGUUGACGUCGAGGAAGUGGCUGACCUGUGCAUUUCCAAGCUGCGAGGCAUGAUCGUGCUAGACGGCGACCCGAAUCUGAAAUACGUGGCGCUUCUCGCGUUCAACAAGAUCGUCGGAUCUCAUCCGGCGCUUGUAUCGAUGCAACGAGAUGUCAUCAUGGCAUGCCUUGACGACCCGGAUAUCUCGAUCAAGAUGCAAGCCCUGGAACUUGUGUCGGGCAUGGUUAACAGUGACAGCCUGCAAGGGGUCGUGGACCGGUUGAUGAAACAGCUCGCGAGCUCGCCGUCGGCUGAUGAUGCCGCGAACGGACAUCCAGACGAAGGCCAGACAGAUAUGGAACAGAGAUUGAUUCCUGACAAACGAGGGUCCGAGAACACGCCGCUGUCAGACGACUACCGGCGAGAAAUCAUUGCCCGAAUCUUGGACAUGGGCGCACACAACACGUACGCCAACAUCACCGACUUCGAAUGGUGGAUUGAGAUUCUGGUCCAUCUGGUGCGACACCUGCCAGCAGACAAAGAUACUACAUCCAGAGGGUUGGUCGAUGACACCUCAUCUCUGGGUGCUCGAGUCGGGGCCCAACUCGUUGACAUCGCCGUUCGAGUGAAGGAACUUCGACCCGAAGCCACCAGAGCCGCAGAGACGCUUGUGCUGUUGUCGAACAGAGUCAUCGCAUUCCCGCUUCAUGGUUCUGGCCAGAGCCAAGUGCUGAGGUCGGCCGCAUGGAUAUGUGGCGAGUUUGCAAGCUAUCUGACGAAUUCCUACGAGGUUCUCAACUCCUUGAUCCACGAGACAUCCGAAAGCUUUGGCCCUCGCACGCUCGCAAUCUUCGUUCAAGCUGUCCCGAAAAUCAUUUCUCAAAUCGCUGUCACCGCCAGCAGCGAGUGGAAUGUGUCGCGAGGCUCAACAAUGUCGUUGUUACUUGCGCGGACCACGGAGUUCCUUGAGAAACUGUCGUCUCAUCCCAACCUAGACGUCCAAGAGAGGAGCGUCGAGUUCCUAGAGCUCUUACGUCUCGCCUCGGAAGCACUCUCGGCGCAGUCGACCGACAGUACGGAAGCGCCGCUCCUCUUGACGUCUGCAAUGCCCACACUGUUCUCCGGAAUGGAGCUCAAUCCUGUCUCGGCGGCAGCUCAGAAGAAAGUGCCCUUACCGCACGACCUGGACCUGGAUGUCCCGAUCAACCCAGACUUGCCAUCGAUACUACAGUCCUCCCAGGUAGCAGACGAGGAUGAUUCCGCGGACGACGCGUUCCACUCUUUCUACCACAACCGCGAGGCCGUGCAAGCAAUGACAUCUAUCCAGUCUCAGUCUUACACGCCUUCAUCAACGGUAGACCAUCCCUCCGACACGGAAGCGUUUUCGUACCAAUCGGCGCCAGAGUCUCCAGGCACUCUCGCACGACGUAAAGCCGAGAGAAUGGCCCGAAACAAGGACGAUCCAUUCUACAUCGCCCCGGCCGACGACUCGACUCCUCACCAUCUACACGACAUCAUCCGCAAAUCCAACGGUGACGAAGAACUCGACGUCGACUCGAUCCCGAUCAUCGAUCUACAGAUCGACCAUACCCAAACCACAGCCACACAUCACGGCGGAGACGAAGCUUCUCGCCAUCCACCAUCACCAAGAAAGAAAAAGCCGAUCCGGAAAUUUGUGGUCGCUGCAGACGAGACGCUAGAACCCGGCGACGACGCCGCUGAUGGCCAGCUAUCGCAAUCAACAUCACAGUCACAGUCACAAUCGCAAGCAACUUCUCUAUCUACCACGCCCGUCCCUCACCGGCCACGCUCCAUGAGUCCACACACAGGGUACGGAGCACGUGGGAAAGCUCCCGUCCCCGUCCCCGUGCGACCGACGCGUAGCCUAUUGACCGUGGACUCGUCGACGCUGGCGCGAUUGACGCUCGAAGGCCCCGCCGAGUCCGAGUCGGAAAUCAUGCGCCGCGAAGCCGAGGAGGCCGAGAUGGCCAUGGCCCUGCGCGAAGUGGAGCGCAAACGCCUCGAAAUGCAGCGAGAGGCCGAACGGCAGCGCACCGUGCUGGGCGAGGGCGUCGACGUCGAGGGCACCGUGGUGCGGCGCAAGAAAAAGAAGAAGCAGCGCGUCGAAGUCGAGAGUGAGGGCGCCCAUCUUUUCCAACUUGGAGGAGGAAGUGGUGGUGUCGACGAUGCCCCGGAGGGAGUAGUCGGGCUUGUCAAGAAGACGAAAACGAAAACGAAAAAGAAGAAAGUCCCCAAAGUCCAGUCCGAACAGACUGGUGUUGACGUUGACGACGCUGGACUGGCAACUGGAGCUGGCAAUGGAAAUGUAGGCCAUUAA
This is a messenger RNA of Capronia coronata CBS 617.96, 3171 nucleotides long. RefSeq lists its product as uncharacterized. Bases 1 to 3171 code for a protein of 1056 amino acids. Lineage: Eukaryota; Fungi; Ascomycota; Eurotiomycetes; Chaetothyriales; Herpotrichiellaceae. Gene Ontology annotation, cellular component: AP-3 adaptor complex; endosome membrane; membrane coat. The record is from RefSeq and is a predicted model, not a curated record. Gene Ontology annotation, biological process: protein targeting to vacuole; Golgi to vacuole transport. The transcript has a single exon.